Rubroshorea leprosula is the source of this 1715-nucleotide messenger RNA. The record is from the annotation of a GenBank genome assembly. NCBI's taxonomy places the organism in Eukaryota, Viridiplantae, Streptophyta, Magnoliopsida, Malvales, Dipterocarpaceae.
UGCAUCUUUGCUCUUGAAUUGGAUUAUCUCGUAGCAAACUUAAGUAACAUGAGUUCAUUUCAAGAGAAACGAGAAUUAUCAGAUGAAGAGGAAAACUGCUUGCGAGCAAUGCAAUUAGCAAACGCUACAGUCAUUCCUCUGGUCUUGAUAUCUGCAAUCGAUCUUGAUUUGUUAGAGAUCAUGGCAAAAGCUGGCCUAGAAGGUCGUAAGCUCUCGUCUUCUGAGAUUGCCUCUCACCUUCAAGCACAAAAUCCUGACGCCAUAUCAGUUAUAGACCGCAUGCUCUGCCUUCUGGCUAGCCACUCCAUCCUCACAUGCACUCUUGUCACUGAUAUGGAAGGACGUUCCCAUAGGGUAUAUGGUUUAGCACCAGUGGGCAAAUACUUCCUUCAAAAUGAAGACCAAAUUUCUUUUGCUCCUUUCCUACAGUUCAACAUGGAAAAAUAUAGCAUUGAUCAUUGGUGUUACUUAAAAGAGGCAGUAAUUGAUGGUGGUGUACCGUUUGAGAAGGCACAUGGGAUGCCAGUGUAUGAGUAUGCUGAGAAAGAUGAGAAAAUGAAUAAUGUCUUCAAUAAAAUAAUGAGCAACAUCAGUUCCCUAGUCAUGAAAAAGGUUUUAGAAACAUACAAGGGAUUUGAGGGUUUAGAGCAGCUGGUAGAUGUUGCUGGUGGGGUGGGUACAACUCUUAAGUCGAUAGUCUCCAAGUAUCCCCAGAUUAAGGGUAUUAACUUUGAUUUGCCACAUGUUAUUAGGAAUGGGUCCCCUUUUCCAGGUGUGGAAUACAUUGGAGGAGACAUGUUCACUAAAGUUCCUCAAGGUCAAGCCAUUAUCUUGAAGUGGAUACUUCACAAUUGGGAUGAUGAUCACUGCUUGAAGCUACUCAAAAAUUGUUAUGAUGCCUUACCGGAUUCAGGUAAGGUGGUGGUGGUGGAAUUUUUGGCACCAGAAUCACCUGUGAGUCAUCUUAUCGACAAAACUGUCUUUGAGUUGGACAUAAGAAUGCUUCAGUUGUUCUCUGGGGCAAAAGAGAGGACAAAGAAAGAGUAUGAGGCUUUGGCACGAGAAGCAGGUUUCUUAGCUUUGAAACAGAUAUGUCCUGCUUACAACUUUUGGGUGAUGGAAUUUUACAAAAAUAUGAAUUCUUCUACCUGAGUCAUGGAGAAAUUUAAGGACACCCCAUUUAUCUGCAGAAAGGCAAAAUUUCCCAGGCUCACCAUGUUCUAUUGUAGUGUUUCAAUAAAUGUGUACUUGGUUAUGCUGCUAGCUAGAUUGGUUAUCCUUUUCUUUGUUUCCAGUCCUGAGGAGUCAGACCCUCUUGUUGCAAUGCAAUUUGUUUUAAUAAAAUAGAAGGUUAAGUACAUUAAUUUCCAUGGAAUGGUAAUUCUACAUGAUACACUGAUGUCCAUUCAAACAGAUAAUGUGUAUUUUGAGCAUGUUUCCUCAAUUGGUAGGUGAACAGGGCUAAUUAUCAAAUGGAGGGUUCCUCUCCAAGCAGUAGUUCUCGGAAGAUAGCCUCACAUAAACCCUUUUCAUGAAUCAUCAAAUGACCACCAUCUAGGACUUCAUGGUACUUGAUCCAAGGCAGCUUCUUUGCAACAGGUGUGGAAUACAUUGGAGGAGACAUGUUCACUAAAGUUCCUCAAGGACAAACCAUUAUCUUGAAGGUUAGUGAUUUUGUUUCUAUGUUUUACUGAAAAUGAAAUAAUAAUAAUGAU